Hemibagrus wyckioides is the source of this 4893-nucleotide messenger RNA. RefSeq names its product transcription factor 12-like. Gene Ontology annotation, cellular component: transcription regulator complex. Gene Ontology annotation, molecular function: protein dimerization activity; RNA polymerase II cis-regulatory region sequence-specific DNA binding; DNA-binding transcription factor activity, RNA polymerase II-specific. NCBI's taxonomy places the organism in Eukaryota, Metazoa, Chordata, Actinopteri, Siluriformes, Bagridae. Bases 2901 to 4397 code for a protein of 498 amino acids. The record is from RefSeq and is a predicted model, not a curated record. Gene Ontology annotation, biological process: regulation of transcription by RNA polymerase II. The transcript is spliced from 13 exons.
GGUAAUAAAAAAGCAUGUAAAUUUGUGUCAUAUUUGAGUAGAGUUAUGUUGUUUGCUUUUUAAUGACCUUCCAGCAUGAAUAUUUUCAGAUCUUGCCUUGAACUGAUUUACACCGGUAAACUUUUGCCUGGUUGAUAAUCAAAUACUGCGAACAUUGUCAAGUAUUACUGACAGUUAUUCAAAUGGCACUGCAAUGUUAUUCCUUAAGGCGUCUGCUUUCUCAUGUUCACAUUACGAGCCACUGCUGUGUGAGAUUAAAAUUCGAUCUAUUUCUAAACCAGUUUUCUUUUACAACACUGUCCAUAAAGCCUUGAGAUUUCAAAACCUUAAGAAGAUUACUAUAAACUAAAUCCUGGAGGUACAUAAAAGGCCUGGAGGGGCCAUACUGACUAAAAUGUUAUAUAUAUUAAAAAGUGUAUGUAAGAAUAUAGCACUGUUGCCUCACAGCAAGGUCCUAGGUUCGAGUCCCGGGUUCGAACAGGCAGGGACCUUUCUGUGUGGAGUUUGCAUGUUCUCCCCAUGCCUGCAUGGGUUUACUCCGGGUACUCCGGUUUCUUCCCACAGUCCAAAAACAUGUACAUUAGGUUGAUUGGUAACUCUAAAUUGCCCAUAGGAGUGUGUGUGGUUGUCUGUCUAUAUGUGUGGCCCUGCGAUGGACUGGCGACCUGUCCAGGGUGUACCCCUGCCCUUCGCCCAAUGUGUGCUGGGAUAGGCUCCAGCAGACCCCCGUGACCCUAACUAGGAAUAAAGCAGGUAUAGAAAAUGGAUGGAUUAAGUGACAUGUUUUCUGUGAAAUGACUUUAUUCAUUUUUAUAAAAUGCUUUUAUAGUUAUGCAUUUAGCAAAGUUUCAGCACAAAGUAGUAUAUUGAUUCAGAAGAUUACAUGACCACCUCUGGCCAUUCAAUAUUCUGUAUAUCAGGGGUGUCCAAUCCUAUCCACAAAGGGCCAGUGUGGAUGCAGGUUUUCAUAUCAAUCAAGCAGGACCUGUUUAAUCAGCUGAUCUUGGCUUUCAGUAUGGCUUCUGCUUGGUUGUAAUGAAAACCUGGCCUCACACUGGCCCUUUCCACUUAAGAUUGGACACUCCUGCUGUAUAUUGUGUAAAUGCACCUGAAAUAUGUAUACUGGCUAUUUUUAAAUGUAAUGUAAUUGUACUGCUAUGAAAUUAAAAGAAGGUCAACGACAACAGUAACAACAACGAUUAGAAAGGGCAUAACUUUCACAGAGAAUACAUCAUAUCAUGGUUACUUCACUUCCUGUAAGAGACUUACUAGUCACAGGGGUUAGACUAUUAUUAGACUAUUAUGGACUGUUAAUUGAAAGAUUCCUAUAAUCCCGCUGAGGAUCUUUGCAUAUAAACUGGUUGGAUAUAGAGAUUUAAGGUGUUUUUAAUUAAAGUAAAUACAUUCUUGAUCUAGGCCUGUGAUGGACUGGCAACCUGUCCAGGGUGUACCCCUGCCUUUCUCCCAGUGUAUGCUGGGAUAGGCUCCAGCAGAUCCCCGUGACCCUUAUUAGGAAAAAAGCGGGUAUAGACAAUGGAUGGAUGGACAUUCUUGAUCUAUAAUAUUGAUGUCAUUUAUUGUAGUGCAUUAUUACGCAUAUUGUUUAUAGGUUUCAUGAAAGACGUUAAGACUAUUUGGGCAAAUAUUUGGCAUUCCAUUCUAUUGCUCCCUGUGCAGCAUUCACCACUGUCUCAAAUCACCUUUUCUACGGAUACCUGCUUACUUGGGUCACCAAUUUACCCAGAGACAGGUCAGCAGACAGUAAAUCUGGGAUUAAGUCUUGGUGUGAUACGACAGUGAAGAAAAAAAGGCACCAUUAGAAAGACUCAGACAGUGUAAAGUAAAGAGCAUAUAAAUAACUCCAGUCCUGCUUCCCCGCCAUCGAGCUUACCCACACGGCACGUGCUGGUUUACGUGAAGCUGUCUGUGUUGGGAGUCUACAAAGGAAGUAGGUCAGAAGAGGAGACAGGACAGUCUUAAUGUCUCUGUGAAAACAGUGAUGCUCUUUCACAUUUCUGAGCAGAGUAUUGUAAAAAAUAGAGGUGACCAUCGAUUGUAAAGCAACUUUUGGGGGGAACUCUCACACUCAUCCAAUUGUCAGAGAUGUACUGAACAUGUUUUGUAGGAAUAUGUCAAUUCCUUUGCGCAAAUCAUUUUCAUGUAUACUACAAAAUACACAGGUCUACUAAUAUCACCUACUUCAAAUGCAAAUAAAGGCUGAUCAGAUGAUCUUCAGCUUACACCCCCCAUCCUGCCUAACAUGGUUUCUCCCAGUGCUGCACUAACCACCCCCAUGCACGGUUCUUGAAGUGGUUCAGUCUUGGUUUGCAUUAGUGGUGUGGGAGUAAGUGUGAAGUCAGUCUGGGAUGUCUGUGAGGAGAAGACCACAGAGCUGAAUGUGCACCUGUAUGAAUGUGUGUGAGAAGACAGCUUUUGGACACUUACUGAUCUGAGGACAAGAGAACUGAGAGAACUGAGUUGAAAUUGCAGCAGCAGUCAUGUUUUGUGCAUUUCCUGGCCCGGGGUCAGCCAGCAACUCACUUAUGUAUCAUUAUAGCAAUGGGAAAGAGUCUGCUUCCAGGUCAGUAAUGUUUUUCACCUGCUCCGGAUAAGAAGCCUUUCUGUCGAAGAGCAGCACUCGUCUAAACUGUUCCUCAAAGUUCUACGCCUGCGAAGUGCCGUACUGGGUUCAAUCAAGGUUCUUCUUAUUUGCCCACAUGGCAUAGCUUCAGAAGUCACAAACCAAGUGGGUCUUAAAAGCGCAAGUCCAGCUGUAGUAGAGAGUGAGCCAUGAAGUGAAAUGCCCUGGUUGGUAUGUGGCUGAACUCUGGCAGAUGUUUUCCCCUAGUGCUCUCCACCCCAUUACAACAGCACACAGCUCCCUCCUUUGAUCUGCACACAUGGUGUACUCUCCAUCUCCAAACACAGAGGAGCCAAAAAGAGAUUCUGCUUCAUACUCAUCAUUUAAACUUCCCAGCACAAGCUUCACAAGCCAGUUUUUCGAUGGGACAAACAGCUCUACAGACCCCUGGAGCUCAGCCAGUGGGAUCAGUCAAUCAGGUCACGGAGGCAUGCUGGGAUCCUCAUCACAUAGCCAAUCACUGUCUGGGAACAAUGGCAACCUGCCAGCACAUGACCGUCUGAAUAGACUACCAAACCCAGCACCACCCGAAGUCAGCAAGUGUCUUCCGCCAAUGUCCUCUUUCCACAGAGGAAGUGCUUCGCUUUUUGUUUCUCCACCCCAUACUCCACAAGCCAGUUUCACAGACCGGCCCAUGGGUGGUCAGGGCAACACUGUUGGAGGCUCACACACUGGAGACACUCUUGGGAAAGCCCUGGCUUCGAUUUAUUCUCCUGAUCACACCAAUAGCAGUUUUCCAUCCAGUUCAUCCAUUCCGGGGAGAUCACCAUCACCUCUGGCUGCUUCUACUGUUUCAGCAGGAGCUAAUCAGUGGCCUCGAACAGGUGGACAGACAAUACUGCAAUCAAGUUAUGAGAACUCCAUGCAGCCACUGGUGGAGGAUAGACUGGACAGAUUAGAAGAUGUCAUUCAUGUCCUACGAAACCAUGCAGUGGGUGGGACAAAUAUUAACCUGACCAAUGACAUGCGCAGUCUAAUCGGACUCGCACAGCAAGGACCAGUCACAGUGAGAUCCAACUGCCCCGUCACUGGACUAGUGUCAAAUGGAUUACCAACAGAUGUGUCUGCAGCAGACCCAGGUGAGGCUGCUCAUUUGGGCGCACAAUCUUCUGCUCAUCCCUCCUCUUCUGAUCUGACUAAUCAUGGGGACUGCUUCAGAGCUCUGGCAGCAGGGCUGCUCUCCAGCGUGUCAUCAGGUAUUCUGGAUGUGAAAACAGAGCCAUUUGAUGCGGAAGAUUUUAGACUGCACCAGGCCAGCCGCAGGAAACUGUCUCACCCUCCUCAUUCAAGCCGCCUGUCUCACUCUUCCUCCAGCGGUCUGCACUCUGAUGAAGAGAGUGAUAUCAGAGAGCCGGAAACACCUAGCAGUGAUCCUGCUAACAGGUCCAGCAUCCUUGAGGAUGAGGAUCUGUCUCCGGAGCAGAAAGCUGAGAGAGAAAGGGAAAGGAGGUUGGCAAAUAAUGCUCGUGAGCGUCUACGUGUGAGGGACAUCAACGAGGCGUUUAAAGAGCUGGGCCGCAUGUGCCAACUGCAUCUGAAAUGCGAUAAGCCCCAGACUAAACUACUCAUCCUGCACCAGGCUGUCGCAGUCAUCCUUAGCCUAGAGCAACAGGUUCGAGAGCGAAAUCUGAACCCUAAGACUGCGUGCUUGAGGAGGAGAGAGGAGGAGAAUAUAUCAGCUAUGACACUAGAUCCCCAGUCCAUGCAUACGGUCAUUUUAGCAACACAACCUGAUCAAGUCACUGGCCGUCUCUGACAGCCUCUCUGUGUGUGUGUGUGUGUUUGUGUGUGUGAGAGAGAGAGAGAAGAGGUGGACAAUAAGAGUCUGGUUGAAUUCCUUAAAUAAUAUUUUCUAAUAGCCAGGAAUGUGUAUUUUAACAUUAUUAAAUGUUUGCUUUCCUCUAUAGCACUUUUAUAGCCGUUUGUGUUAUUAUUGACCUUUCACAAUCCCCCCCUCCUAAAAAGAAAUGAAAAAAACCCCUGUUUCACUGUUUAUAUGUACACAGAUACCUGACUAACCUGUUUUCUUGUUUGCAUAUUGCUUUCUGGUCAACCAUUUCCAUCUGAUAUUUUAGCGUUUAGUUUUUCCUAUAAUAACAUGAUUCAUUUUACUAUUACGUUCAUUUUGCUAUGCGACAAACAUAAUGGAGUACGGGACCAAAUACUAAUAUUUUGUUGUACUUUUUUUUUUUUUUUUACAAAUACAUUUUUGUACGUGUAAAUGGAAAGUCUUUGUGUAUACUUCCUACAUA